This is a messenger RNA of Bipolaris maydis ATCC 48331, 510 nucleotides long. RefSeq lists its product as uncharacterized. The record is from RefSeq and is a predicted model, not a curated record. Lineage: Eukaryota; Fungi; Ascomycota; Dothideomycetes; Pleosporales; Pleosporaceae.
CAAUUACACAGCGCAUGGGCAUCAAGGAAGAUGCCGACCGCAGCUCAGACCAGAUCGAGCAAGCCAAGCAGGACCAGCUCAAGGAACAGAAGCAGGGACAGGGGCGAUGGCGCGAGGAUCUAGCCAGCUCUGGCGAAAGCAAUAUCGCCGCCGACCGGCAACAAGUCGACAACCACGACGCACACAUGAAAGAGGGGAAAUGUAGAUCUGUGGGCUGGGAGAAGCCAUGGACGUAUGUCAUACAUACAUGCAUACAUGAUGAUUGGGCAUUUGCAAGCAAUUGGUGGCUAGUUUCGUCAUCACGACAGGAAACGUACAACCCCGUAUCGAGGGAAUACGACAAAGUUUUCGAAUAUAAAGAGGAUAGGAAGUAAUGGGUGCAUACAGCCGUUGAAUUCAACAAAUGUCUCCCAGGCCUCCACUAUUAUGAAACGAGGCGGCGCUGUCAGAUGCAUGCUCUCCGUUUUUAGGUGUCAAUAUUAGGGUGGCGUAGUCCGUUUCAGCAAUCAA